AUCACUAACUGCGUAGGAUAAUUCAUCACUUGGUGGUCUCUGGUGUGAGAUGAAGCAGUCGCAGGCAGGCCUUGAACAGAGUCAGGCAAGCAAGCACUCCUUUCUCGUCUUGGAUCUACAGUACAAAUUUCAGACGAAGAUGAAGAAGUGGGGCAAAGGUGAAUUCUGGGGCGUCGGCUCCGACUACGACCCCGACUGGGUGCUGACGGAGAGGCAGAAGAAGCUGCGAGACAACCUCAUAGAGUUGUGCAGGACCAAGAUCAGACCGCAUGCUGCAGACUACGACAAGAACUACACCUUCCCCCGAGAGUCCUUAAAUGCCCUGGCGGAGCUCGAUCUCCUGGCUCUCACUGUGCCAAAAGAACUGGGCGGUCUUGGAGAGAGUCAUAUAUGCAUCUCCAUGGUGUUCGAAACCCUCGCUCGCUACGGCUGCCCCUCCACCGCUAUGGUUUAUAACAUGCACGUGGUCGCUGUGUCCAUGUUGGUCUGCGACUGCCACGACAGCCCUUAUAUCCAGGACCUGCUGAGGCGAAUCAACAAGGAGAAAUUGAUUGGGACGAUCGCCUUCUCCGAUCCUGGAACAGGAAGUCAUUUCUGGUUUCCACUAUCAUCGAAGUGCAAGUACGUGGAUGAGAACACAGUCCAACUGUUCAGGUACUGCUCGUGGGCGACCAGCUGCGGCCACGCUGACUGGUACGCCAUCCAGUCCAUCAGUCCGGACUUCGAAGGGGACUACUCCAGACUGACAAACUUCCUCGUGUACAAGGACGAAAUUCGUACCAACACCGAUGACUGGAAAGCUCUGGGAAUGCAUGGCAACAUGUCGGGUCCUAUCAUCGUCGAGGGAAAGUUCCCAAAGAAGAGGAUACUUGGGAUUCCUGGUGAUGCAAAAGAGAACAACGAUGAGUGCGCUCCCUUGGCGUUCCUAGCCAACUCUGCAAUAUGGAACGGUAUUUCUCUCGCAUGUAUCGACGUGGCCAAGAAGCACGUGACCCGCAAGGCGCACGCCGACGUCGGGAUGCGGGUGUGCGACUACCCGACCAUCCAGGACUAUUUUGGAGAAUGUAUGUGUGACACUAAUGCUUCACGGGGUCUGACACACCUGGGAGCUCUGGCUCUCGAUGAGAACACCAUCAGUAGCAGUAACUGUGAAUCAAAGAACAAAUAUCGAUUCGGCAGGGACAAGUCUGCACACUGGCUUAUCCAGGCGAAGCUCGUAUCAGCGAAGAAUGUGUGGAAAGUUAGCGAUAAGAUGCUUCAGGCUUGUGGCGGGUCGGGCUAUAGGACAGAUUUAGGCUUGGAGAGACUUUUUCGAGACGGCAAAGCUGGGUGGGUGAUGGCUCUCUCCAACGAGGUCGUGAGGCAGUUUGUGGGGAAAACACUUCUCGAAAAUCUUGAAGCUGUUGAUUUUUGGCAACAGAAAGUCAACGAGCGAGUCCUCCACCAGGAAGUCCAAAAAAUGAGCAUCGACGAGCGAAAAAAACUAGCCAACGAGCUCCUGGAGGAUGUGAGGGCGGAGGAAGCGGGCAGAGAGGCCAAGCAUCCCUUCCAAGACUCCGACUUCGACAACCCAUUCAACACGUGUCCUCCAGCUGCUCUCAGUAAGGUAUUUAAGACAGAAGACGGGGUGGCGCACGAACCCGCCCUGAAGCCAGAUACUUGGGUACUGUUCACCCUGAAGUCACGAACCCAACUCAACGACAAGAUGGCCGCGUUUGAGUUUUCUCUCCCGAAGCCCACGGACCACACUGGUUGCUUCACAGGCCAGUAUGUGAGGGUCCGCGUAAACUUCAAAGGCAAGGAGCAGGAGCGGUACUUCUCGCCCGUGUCUCGUCCAGAUGACUUCGGCCGCAUCGAACUCGUGCUCAGGUUCGAGACUCACGGGCAGAUGUCUCAGCAUUUUCAGGCUCUCAGGCCAGGAGACCAGGUGGAGUUCCAGGGCCCUUGCGGUGGCUUCGAGUACGAGGCGAACCAGCUGGACGAGGUGACGCUCCUGGCCUCGGGCGGAGGCAUCACCCCCGGCAUGCAGCUCAUCCGCGCCGUCAUGCACAACCCCGACGACAGGACCAAGAUCAAGCUCCUCUACUCCUCCGAGAAUUACGAUGAGAUCCUGUUCCGCGAUGAGCUUGAUCGAUAUGCAGCCAAGGACUCUCGACUCCAUAUAGUGCACACGCUGGGAGAGUCGCCCGAGGACUGGGAUGGCGAGGAAGGCUUCAUCGACACGCAGAUGAUCGACAAGCACGUGACCAAACCCAAUGACCUGAGGCAGAAGAUCAUAAUGUGCGGAGGCCCUACCAUGGUUCUGUCAUGCCUGUACUCGCUGCGGUCCCUCGGCUUCCCCUCCGACGCCAUCUUCAUCUACGGGCAGUUCGGCACCGAGCACGUGAGGAAGGUCUACGGCAGGAACGUCCAGCUCUCCUGCCACCGCUGCGACAGUGUCCUCUGAUAAAGACGUUCUCUUUGGGUAAAAAAAAAAGAAAAAAAAAAAAAAAAAAAAAAAAAAACUGAAAUAUUGGCGCUUGAUGAAGAAGAGAGAGAGUUGAAGACGUAGAAAUGCUACUUCUUUAUCCAAGAUAAAGCAAGAUGAAAAAGUAGGAGCUUGAUCUGGUAUUUUGCUUAUGUAAAUUCGUAGUGUCGUUCGUUCUGUUCAUGAUAAGCUCGCUAGAUGUAACGCUGGGACCUAAAUAAAGCUCAUAAAGCUAU
This is a messenger RNA of Penaeus monodon (black tiger shrimp), 2703 nucleotides long. RefSeq lists its product as uncharacterized. The record is from RefSeq and is a predicted model, not a curated record. NCBI's taxonomy places the organism in Eukaryota, Metazoa, Arthropoda, Malacostraca, Decapoda, Penaeidae. The transcript has 16 exons. The coding region runs from base 50 to 2446 and encodes 798 amino acids. Gene Ontology annotation, molecular function: acyl-CoA dehydrogenase activity; flavin adenine dinucleotide binding.